This is a messenger RNA of Mercenaria mercenaria, 1626 nucleotides long. RefSeq lists its product as uncharacterized. The transcript is spliced from 2 exons. The coding region runs from base 232 to 1608 and encodes 458 amino acids. NCBI's taxonomy places the organism in Eukaryota, Metazoa, Mollusca, Bivalvia, Venerida, Veneridae. Gene Ontology annotation, molecular function: protein binding. The record is from RefSeq and is a predicted model, not a curated record.
UCGUAAUGAGCAUGCCCAACUGUCAAGUACCGCCCUUUUUGUUGUUGUUGUUCUAGUUAAUCGAACGAAUGUGUAAUGUGCACUGUACAUAUACAUGCAUAUGUUACAGUAGCUGUACACGAGUUUUACUGGAAUAUCUACGUUGGCAUUGCGGGCGUAACUGCGUGUGAAUAUCAAGUUGAUAUUAUAAGAUUUAGGAUUACAUGGCUUUACGGACGUAAUUAUUGAAAUAUGGCUGAAGCAGCCCCAGAAUGGAGAAUUCUGCCAUUUAAAUCUAAAUCUUCAACCAAAGGCAAAGCUACAAGAAAAAGAAUAGUACUCGACUUAAGAAACUCGGAUUAUUUUCCUGCAGAAGGACACUGCUAUCUAAAACUUAAUUCCAAUGAUAACGAGUCAACUUUAUUGUAUUUUGGGGGAGCACGUAGAGUGCAAGAAAGUGAAUGGAAGUAUGGUAAUGACUUAUUCCAUAUAACAUUUAAGUAUGACGAAGAUGAUGCUUACAUUAGCCACAUUCAAAGGUUCGAGAAUAUUUUAGGGGCACAGUUUCCUAGUUUACAGUCUGCGAGCGCUUGGCUUGACCAACAGACAGUUUUUGUAUGGGGUGGAUUAAAUACUGAUACAUUUGACACUAGCAAUGAACUUAUCAAAUUGGAAUUCGUCAGAAACAAGUAUCAGUGUACAAUUUGCCAACCUGCUGGUAGAGGUGUACUGAGUAAAGACGUCCAGAGGGGUGAUAUACCGACUGGCAGAACCGGUCACACUAUCACACCGUUGGGUGAUAAUAUAGUGGUAAUGCAUGGCGGAGUAUCACUAUCCAACAGACAUACGACAGGCCUUGUCAGUCCCUUUACUCAAGUUUGCAAUGAUGGUUCUUUCUAUGAGUUUGAUUCAUCCACAUAUUUAUGGACAAGAAUAAAAAAUAUUCCAGAUGUAAGACCGAGAGCCUAUCACACUGCGAAUUUUGUGACAUUGUCAGGUACAAAAUGUGUGAUUAUAAUAGGAGGUGUGUCGUUCAAAGGGAACGAAUCUGUACCAUUAGAAAGACUUCCAAUAAAUGAACUUUUCAUUCUGAAACUGCAUAACCUUACUGAACAUAGAUACACUUUAGACAAGAUAACGGCUAAACUUCAAGUAGACAUAUUUAUUUCGUACCAUAGCAUCGUUGCGCUAAAUAAUAAACUGAUUGUCACUGGAGGGUACGCUCAAAAGGAACCUGAGAUGACUGAUACUCCUUUAACAAGUAACAAGUUGUACACUAUAGAUUUGCAGUCUUUGAACAUUGACACUACAGAGUUAGACACAUGGCACUGCACUGCAGGAAAUUCAAGUUUUGCUUUGUCAGAUGACUGCAUUAUGGUUGUUGGAGGAUCGGCUGAAAAUAUUUUUGCAUACACUACCAAACCACUGCGACCAAGUUCGUGCGAUUUAGAUGAUGAAUGUUGUAUUUUUGAAUCUCCGGAAAUUUCACCUAUAGCAUGGGUUCAGUGCGAAAGCAAAUGCAAGCGUUGGUUACAUCAAUACUGUGUGGGUCUCCUGGAAAAAGGUGUUCCUAAAGGAAAAUAUACAUGUACAACAUGUAAAGCCAAAGGACGAAAAAGGAAAAAAUGAUGUCAGGAAAACAAGCAC